AUGUCAGCCGAGGUGCGGCUGAGACGGCUCCAGCAGCUGGUGCUGGACCCUGGCUUCCUGGGGCUGGAGCCCCUGCUCGACCUUCUCCUGGGCGUCCACCAGGAGCUGGGUGCCUCCGACCUGGCCCAGGACAAGUAUGUGGCCGACUUCUUGCAGUGGGUGGAGCCCAUCGCGGCGAGGCUUAAGGAGGCCCGACUGCAGAGGGGCGACUUCGAGAUUCUGAAGGUGAUCGGACGCGGGGCGUUCAGCGAGGUAGCGGUGGUGAAGAUGAAGCAGACGGGCCAGGUGUAUGCCAUGAAGAUCAUGAAUAAAUGGGACAUGCUGAAGAGAGGCGAGGUGUCGUGCUUCCGGGAAGAGAGGGAUGUGUUGGUGAACGGGGACCGGCGCUGGAUCACGGAGCUGCACUUCGCCUUCCAGGAUGAAAACUACUUGUACCUGGUCAUGGAGUACUACGUGGGCGGGGACCUGCUAACGCUGCUGAGCAAGUUUGGGGAGCGGAUCCCGGCCGAAAUGGCGCGCUUCUAUCUGGCCGAGAUUGUCAUGGCCAUAGACUCAGUGCACCGGCUGGGCUAUGUACACAGGGACAUCAAACCCGACAACAUCCUACUGGACCGCUGCGGCCACAUCCGUUUGGCCGACUUCGGCUCCUGCCUGAAGCUGCGGGCGGAUGGAACGGUGCGGUCGCUGGUGGCUGUGGGCACCCCGGACUACUUGUCCCCCGAGAUCCUGCAGGCCGUGGGCGGCGGGCCCGGGAUGGGCAGCUAUGGGCCCGAGUGUGACUGGUGGGCGCUGGGAGUGUUCGCCUAUGAAAUGUUCUACGGGCAGACGCCCUUCUACGCCGACUCCACGGCUGAGACCUAUGGCAAGAUCGUGCACUACAAGGAGCACCUGUCUCUACCGCUGGCCGAUGCGGAGGUCCCUGAGGAGGCUCGAGACCUCAUCCAGCAGCUGCUGUGUCCCCCUGAGACGCGGCUGGGCCGGGACGGAGCAGGUGAUUUCCAGAAUCAUCCUUUUUUCUUUGGCCUUGACUGGGACGGUCUCCGAGACAGCGUGCCCCCUUUUACGCCGGAUUUUGAGGGUGCCACUGACACGUGCAACUUCGAUGUGGUGGAAGACGGGCUCACUGCCAUGGUGAGCGGGGGCGGGGAGACGCUGUCGGACAUGCAGGAAGGCCUGCCACUGGGGGUCCACCUGCCGUUUGUGGGCUACUCCUACUCCUGCAUGGCCCUCAGGGACGAGGAGCCCCCAGGCCCCACAGCCAUGGAACUGGAGGCCGAGCCACUGCCUGAGCCACCUGUGCGAGCACCCAGCCCGGGGCCCCCCAUGCCCCCGCCGCCCCCACCGGAGCAAACAGCUGCAGCGGCGGUUCCGGAGGCCACUCCGGCCUCGGCGGAGGCCCAGGAGGCCCAGGUGACGCUGCGGGAGCUCCAGGAGGCCCUGGAGGAGGAGGUGCUCACACGGCAGAGCCUGAGCCGGGAGCUGGAGGCCAUCCGCACAGCUAACCAGAUCUUUGCCAGUCAGCUCCGUGAGGCCGAGGCACGGAACCGAGACCUGGAGGCGCACGUCCGGCAGCUGCAGGAGCGGAUGGAGCUGCUGCAGGCCGGGGGAGACGCAGCUGUCACGGGGGUCCCCAGUCCCCGGGCCACGGAUCCACCUUCCCAUCUAGAUGGCCCCCCGGCCGUGGCUCUGGGCCAAUGCCCGCUGGUGGGGCCAGGCCCCAUGCACCGCCGCCACCUGCUGCUCCCUGCCAGGGUCCCUAAGCCUGACCUAUCGGAGGCGCGUUCCCGGCUCCUGUUCGCCGUUGCUCUGGCUGCUGCCGCCGCCUUGGGCUGCACUGGGUUGGUGGCCUGCGCCGACCAUCUCGCCCCGGCCUGGCGCCACCCAGGAGCCGCCUUCUCCCCCUGAACCCUAGAAGCCCAAGCCGGAGGGUUGGGUGACCUGGGCACCACCCAGAAGCCACUCCCACCGCCUCCUCGUUCACACCGCUCCAAGCGUGGGUCUCCGCCCCAGCUCCAGCCCUGUGAUCCGGGCCCGCCCCCUGGCGGCCGGGGAGGGAAGAGCCGGCCCCGCGGUCAGAGCACGGGGCUCCUGGAAGGCUUGUAACCGGGAAUGCUGCAGCUGCUGCCGGGGGGAAUCGCAGACCACUUCCUUCCUGCGGCCUGGCUGAGGCCCCGACAUGCAUGGGCAAACUGCGAUCUAGAGAAGGCAGCAGGGCCAGGGCUCGGCCAUCAGUUUUUCACCCUCCCCGCCUCCCCACCCCCACCCCGCCCCCAUCGGCUCGCAGACCACAAAUCCUUGUGCAUGAGGCCCUGCUAUCCCGGGAAAGUUCUCUUCCCGCGGCGAACGUCUAGUGCGAGCUCCGCCCGCUCUCUCGGGAACCUUAUGCUUUUGCCAGCCCCGCUUUUUCGGGGACUCCCGCGCCCUCCUCACGUAAGCUGCUCUCGGAGCCACCGCAGGCUCCGCCCGCCUCCGCGUUUGGGUAUUUAUUGACCUGUCCUCCGACCCGCUGACAGGCGCCAGGACCCCAGCUCCCUAAUCCACGUUUUGGAUGCACUGAGACCCCGACAUUCCUCAGUAUUUAUUGUCUCUCCCCACCUAGGACCCCACCCCCGAUCCUCGCGAAUAAAAGGCCCUCCCGUCUGCCAAAA
Molecule: messenger RNA, 2648 nt
Organism: Ailuropoda melanoleuca (giant panda)
Lineage: Eukaryota; Metazoa; Chordata; Mammalia; Carnivora; Ursidae
Gene: DMPK
Product: DM1 protein kinase
Exons: 15
Coding region: 1-1905 (634 amino acids)
Biological process (GO): peptidyl-threonine phosphorylation; actomyosin structure organization
Cellular component (GO): cytoskeleton; cytoplasm
Molecular function (GO): protein serine/threonine kinase activity; ATP binding
Source: RefSeq, a predicted model, not a curated record